AUGUCAGACAGAGAAUCACUCCUCUCAAUGGGCUUUGACCCGGCUAGGAUCGACUGGGCAUUGAAAGCCACCAAGAAUUCGGGAUUGCAGCCCGCGAUGGAUCAUCUUCUUGAAAAUUCUGAAAAACCCAUCCCUGAAGCUGUCGAGGCGGAAGAAGACGAUGAGGAAGCUGUCAAAGCUAAUAUCAAGAAGAUCGAGAGUGGAGCAGUAGACGACUCAGACUUGGUAGCAAGAUCGAUAAAGUGUAGUGAAUGUGGGAAAGUGUUUCGGUCAACUGCCAAUGCAGAAUUACACGCAGAGAAGAGUGGUCAUGAUCAGUUUGAAGAAUCUACAGAUGAGAUCAAACCGUUGACGGAAGAAGAGAAAAAAGCGAAACUUGCUGAAUUGAGAGAGAAAUUAGCUAUCAAACGUGCUGCUCAAGCUAAAGUGGAUGCUAAAGAUAAUAAAGCGAAUGAGGCAUUACGAAGGAAAGCAGGGCAAGAUAGUGGGAGGAUCAAAGAGGAGAUGCAAGCUAAGGAAUUACAGAAACAAGCCGAACAGAAAAGGAGAGAAAAAUUGGAAGAUCAAAGAGCAAAAGCAGCUAUCAAAGCUCAGAUCGAGGCUGAUAAAAGGGAACGAGCUGAGAAGGCCGCUCGAGAAAAGGCUUUACGAGCAGGUACAGGUACAGGUACCCAAACUCCACCUGCUCCUGUGGCAGUAGCCAAACCAACAGCUGGAGUUAGUAGUUCGGACAAUCCUCAGACUAGAUUACAGGUCCGAUUGAGUGUUGGUGGUCAACCAUUAACGAAAACUUUCCCAAGUGAUAAUACCCUGAUAGACGUAGCUGAAUGGGUAGCAUCGGAGAAUUUGGCUUAUAAUGUUGAUACAGUCACGUUCGCUUCGACUUUCCCUCGUAAGACAUAUACAAGAGAUGAUAUGAAGAAGACAUUGAAAGAGAAUGGAUUAACACCUUCAGCAGUAUUAAUGGCUAGUUGA
Molecule: messenger RNA, 975 nt
Organism: Kwoniella botswanensis
Lineage: Eukaryota; Fungi; Basidiomycota; Tremellomycetes; Tremellales; Cryptococcaceae
Exons: 10
Coding region: 1-975 (324 amino acids)
Biological process (GO): negative regulation of protein K48-linked deubiquitination; negative regulation of protein ubiquitination; negative regulation of proteasomal ubiquitin-dependent protein catabolic process
Cellular component (GO): cytoplasm; nucleus
Molecular function (GO): K48-linked polyubiquitin modification-dependent protein binding
Source: RefSeq, a predicted model, not a curated record